Messenger RNA from Dictyostelium discoideum AX4, 2034 nucleotides. RefSeq names its product spore coat protein SP87 (gene pspD). Gene Ontology annotation, cellular component: transport vesicle; spore wall. Gene Ontology annotation, biological process: sporulation resulting in formation of a cellular spore. The record is from RefSeq and is a predicted model, not a curated record. Bases 1 to 2034 code for a protein of 677 amino acids. Lineage: Eukaryota; Evosea; Eumycetozoa; Dictyosteliales; Dictyosteliaceae. The transcript has 3 exons.
AUGUUGUUUCUAAAAAAUAUUGGAGUAUUUUUUAUGAUAUUCCUUGUAUCAAAAUCCUAUGCGACGGAUUGUAAUAAAAUUACUAAUGAAGAAGAAUGUCAUAAAUCUUCGGAAUGUAUUGUUAUAAAUUAUACACCAUGUUGUGGUGAACAAAAAUGGGCUUGCUCUAAAGGUACAUUUGAUACUUGUACAUAUGAAAAUAGUUGUUAUAGAAAUUCAUCCAAUAACCAAGUUGUUGAAGUAUCAAAUAAAUGCUUCAAUCUUGAUGGAUUUAUUAAAAUUACAACUCCAACCGAGUAUUCUUGUUCUGAUGCCAAGAUUAAAGAAUGUGCCUUAUUAGGUAAAUCAUGUAGUUUCCAAAAGAACUCUUGUUCAAAUCCAACUUCCUGUUGCCCAGGUGAAUCAAUUUGUGAAGGUUUAAGCUCUGGUAGUUCAACAUCUGGUGGUGGUUCAUCAGGUGGUACAUCAGGUGGUAGUUCAUCAGGUGGUACAUCAGGUGGUAGUUCAUCAGGUGGUACAUCAGGUAGUUCAUCAAGUGGUAGUUCAUCAGGUGGUGUAAGUUCAUGUUCAACUACACAUUGUCCAGAAGGUUAUCAUUGUUCAAUGGUAAAUGAUGUUGCAACUUGUCUUGCAUCAACAACUGGUGGAACAGGUUUACCAGGAACCAGUUCAUCAACUGCUGGUGUAUCAUCAUGUUUAACAACCUUAUGUCCAAUUGGACAUAUUUGUGUAGAGGAUAGUAAUGGCGUAAAUUGUGUACCAAAUGGAGGAGGUACAUCAGGCGGUAGUUCAUCAACAGGUACAUCAGGUGGUCAUCCAGAUCCAUGUAGAGAUGUUGACUGUCCAGAUGGUUUCCAUUGUGAAUGUAAAGAUGGUAAAACUGCUAAAUGUGUUCCAAGUCCAACAACCGGUUCAUCAAGUACAUCAGGUGGUCAUCCAGAUCCAUGUAAAGAUGUAACUUGUCCAGAUGGUUUCCAUUGUGAAUGUAAAGAUGGUAAAACUGCUAAAUGUGUUCCAAGUCCAACAACCGGUUCAUCAAGUACAUCAGGUGGUAACACUAACCCAUGUUCAAAUGUAAAUUGUCCAGAUGGUUUCUAUUGUGAAUGUAAAGAUGGUAAAACUGCUAAAUGUGUUCCAAGUGGUCCAACUCAACCACCAAAACCACCAGUUUGCUCUUUAAGAUGUCCACCAAAUCAUGAAUGUAGAUUUAAUGACCAAGGUCAUCAAUGCUGUGUAAAGGUUCACCAUGAUAGAUGUUCAUUAAGAUGUCCACAUGGCCAUGAAUGUAAAGUUGAUCACAAUGGUAAAGAAUGUUGCGUCAGAUCCCAUAGACCACCACCACCAGAAGUUUGUUCAUUAAGAUGCCCACCAAAACAUGAAUGUAAAUUUGAUGAUCAUGGUAAAAAAUGUUGUGUAAAGAUUCAUUGUGAUGAAGUUUGUGAUUUAGAUUGUGGUAGAGGUUUUGAAUGUAAAAUUAGACAUGAUGGUUCAAAAUGUUGUGUCCGUUCAGAAAGACCACACCCACCACAACAUGAAAAAUGUAAUAAGAGAUGCCCACCAGGCCAUGAAUGUAAAGUUGAUCAACAUGGAAAAGAAUGUUGCGUUGUUGCCCAUAGACCACCACCAAAAUGCUCUUUAAGAUGUCCACCAAGACAUGAAUGUAGAGUCAACCACUUUGGUGAAGAAUGUUGUGUUAAAGUUCACCACGAUAAAUGUUCAUUGAGAUGUCCACCAGGCCAUGAAUGUAAAGUUGAUCAACAUGGAAAAGAAUGUUGCGUUGUUGCCCAUAGACCACCACCAAAAUGCUCAUUAAGAUGUCCACCAAAACAUGAAUGUAGAAUCAAUCACUUUGGUGAAGAAUGCUGUGUUAAAAGUAGAAAUGAUUGUUUAACUUGUGAAGACCUAAACUGUGAAAGAAAAGGUUUACAUUGUGCCAUGAAAACUGUACCAAUUGAUAAAGAAAAUUGUUGUGAAAAAGUUCCAGUAUGUUAUUCCACUAAUCCAUUAUUAGAUGGUGGUCAUGGUUUUAUUUAA